AUGAUGGCUGGCAUGGCUCCGUCCUUUUCGCCGCAUCCCGGCGGGAUGCAGCCGCACCCGAGCGCCCCCGCCGGCCAUCCUAUGGCCCACAACCCCAGCCAACCCGGCGCGACCCCCGGAGGCAUGCCGCACCAGUUGGUACACAUGGGGGUAUCAGGGCCCGGUUCCCAGCUGAACCCUGCCGCGCUCAUGGGGGGCGGCAUACCGCCUGGUCCCGGAGGCCCCAACCAUGCCGCCAUGCAGCACCUCAACCCCCAAACGCAGAUGUUCCAUCAUCCCCAAAUGUUCAAUGGUAACAAUCCAGCGAUGCAGCAAAUGCAGCAGCAACAACGCCUCGCAGCACUGCAGCAGCAGCAACAAGCCCGGCAGGUGUUGAUGCAACAGCAGGCAGCGUAUAACGGUAUGGGCGGCCUACCAAUGGGCAUGCCAAUGGGACAAAUGACUCCGGCCCAGAUUGCUCAGGCUCAGUUUAACCUCAGGCGAGGGAUGCAGGGCGUACCUCUGAACCCUCACCUCCAACAAGUACAGCUAGGCCAACAGGGUGGGCAGGGACAACCUAUGAACUAUCAGCAGGCGAGUAUAAUGGCCCAGCAGCUAGCAAUCCAGCAGCAGCAGCAACAGCAGCAGAUGAACCAGAUGAACCAUGGCGGUAACCCUAAUCAACAGCAAAUAAACCAGCAACACAUUAACAUCCAGCAAGCACAGCUCGCUGCAAUGCAGGCUCAGCAGCAACAGGCUCAGCAGCAAGCACAGCAACAGGCUCAACAGCAGGCUCAGCAACAGGCAGCACAGGCACAUGCGCAACAAAACCAAGGACAAUCUCAACAACAACCAGGCCAGCAGCAGCAGCAAGCUCAGCAACAACAAGCUGCUCAGCAGCAACAAGCUGCUCAGCAACAGCAGCAAGCUCAGCAACAACAGCAAGCUGCUCAACAGCAGCAGGCUCAGCAGCUUCAGCAGCAGCAAGCUCAGCAAGCUCAGCAGCAGCAGCAGCAGCAACCUCAGCAGCCGGGUCAGCAACAACAGCAAGGUCAGCAACAACAGCAACAGCAGCCCGGUCAAGGUGGUCCAGGAUCUAACGGGCCUGCGCCAAAUCAAGGACCUAACCGCGGCCCUACCCCCCAACCGAAUCAACAGCAGCAAUCCCAGGUCCCUCCCCAAACUCCUCAAACGACCCAGGCCCAACAGGUUCAACUAGCUGCCCAGGUACAACAGGCGCAACAAGCCCAACAAGCCCAGCACGCCCAGCAAGCACACGCAGCUGGGAUUGCCCUGAUGCAGCAGAAGCGCGACAGCAUGAACCUAAAAGGCGCAUGCUUGCUAAAACUAAUGCUGUUUAGCGAAAACCUCAGUGGACCUCCCGGACCCAAGGGCAAGGAUGACCUUGGUUACUGGACCGACUUUGUCCAGCAAUUCUUCUCUCAGAAAGGCAUCUUCAGACACACCAUGAUAAUAAGGGACGGCGAGGAUCAGGGACAGGAGAAGCAGUACGAGAUAGCAUAUCCUGCUCUCGCCCGAUACUUCCACACACAUUUCGACAGUGGUGUCAAGAACAUGCAUUUAAUUAUGGACAGGGGAACUACAGACAGAUCACUGCCCAACGACUGCCACUUCAUCGAGAACACGAAGGCCAGCAUGGUUUAUUGGUUUGAAGGCGGAUCGCACCUGGUUGCCAACGGUGUGGUUCGUGCUCAGUUUAACAACGAACAGAAGUUUGAAUUGUUUGAAUUCACUGCCCACAGUCACGAAGAAUACAUAUCCAGGCGCCUGGUCAUUCAGGCCGCCAGGCCAGCACAUAACUGGGUCAAAGAGUGGCAUAACCUAAACACACAGGACACCAAGCAGUCACCCGAGAUGAGCAAGAAGGGCAAGCAAAGGCCGGUUAAGGCACCUCCAGGGCCGCCCCCGGACCUCGAUCUCCCCGACUCUGCUGUCAAAAGUGAUAUGGGUGUUACUGAGGCUGUCUUCCAAUUCCUCGAGAUCGUUGAAAUCCUGGGCCAGAUGAACCCACUGUUUAAUUACUAUCACACGCAUCCUGGGAUUGCGCCUUACACGGCGCUCGAGCAGUACAUCGGCCAGGUCAGCGGUGGUCCACAGCCGAAUAUCAAUGGGCAGCCCAUACCCCAGGGCGGCGGCCCGAGGACACCCAGCUUCGGCCAAUUCGCUAUGGGCGCCAGUCCCGCCAUGGCCAACCAGAUGCUCCCCGGUUCUCCCCACAUUGGUAGUCCAGCUGCAGGACAAAUACAGGCGCCUAUCAUGCAACUUCAAGCAAGCCAGCAGGGAACAAACUCGAGCGGGCCGAGUGCAAACACAUCACCGAACCAGAACAACAAGCGGAGGAGACCAUCGACUGUAAAGGCCGAAGACGAUGCGCCCGCAUCAGCUCCAACGCCCGCAGCUGCCGGAACCCCUCAGCUGAACGGAGCCCAGGGGAAAACGAAACCGCCUACGCCACGGAUAGGGGGGAAGCGAGUCAAGGGCAACCCAGCAUGA
Molecule: messenger RNA, 2493 nt
Organism: Lasiosphaeria miniovina
Lineage: Eukaryota; Fungi; Ascomycota; Sordariomycetes; Sordariales; Lasiosphaeriaceae
Product: LIM-domain binding protein-domain-containing protein
Exons: 6
Coding region: 1-2493 (830 amino acids)
Biological process (GO): positive regulation of transcription by RNA polymerase II; negative regulation of transcription by RNA polymerase II
Cellular component (GO): transcription regulator complex; nucleus
Source: RefSeq, a predicted model, not a curated record